AGCGCCGCGUACAGGAACUGCAGUUUUCCUGCUAAUUUCGUCUUACUUUUUCUUUUUUUUCACACGUUGCUAUUUUUCUCGGUUAUAACACCUACAAGCGUACAGGGUGUCCUAUCCAUCUGAGAAGGUUUCUACCAGAUUAGCUGGCUCUGGGCUUUUCUCUCACAACAGUGGGGAACUUCACAGACGUCCAGCCAACUCCUGAUCUUUAACGUGAAACUCAAGCAUGGGGAAGCAGAACAGCAAGCUGCGACCAGAGGUGAUGCAAGACCUGCUGGAGAGCACAGAUUUCACUGAGCACGAGAUCCAGGAGUGGUACAAGGGCUUCUUGCGGGACUGCCCAAGUGGCCACCUAUCUAUGGAAGAGUUUAAGAAAAUUUAUGGGAACUUCUUUCCCUAUGGAGACGCCUCUAAAUUUGCUGAGCAUGUGUUUCGCACCUUUGACACCAAUGGCGACGGCACUAUAGACUUUCGGGAGUUUAUCAUUGCUCUCAGCGUCACGUCACGAGGAAAGCUGGAGCAGAAGCUGAAAUGGGCUUUCAGCAUGUAUGACCUGGACGGGAAUGGAUACAUCAGUAAGGCGGAAAUGCUGGAAAUUGUGCAGGCUAUUUAUAAAAUGGUUUCGUCAGUAAUGAAGAUGCCAGAAGAUGAGUCUACACCAGAGAAAAGAACAGAAAAGAUCUUCAGACAGAUGGACACCAAUCGGGAUGGUAAGCUGUCUCUGGAGGAGUUCAUUAAAGGAGCGAAGAGCGACCCGUCCAUUGUGCGUCUGUUGCAGUGUGACCCCAGCAGUGCGGGGCAGUUCUAAAAGCAGCAUCCACCACUUUCUCCUCCUCCAUUUUAUUUAUUUAUGGUUUUUAUUUUUAGUUUUUGAUACCAUAAUACAGGGAUAUGACAGGGCCUAUUUAUACGGGUCUGUAUCCCUUCAAACUGAGCUUCACCAGAUAUAGGCACCGAACGCACCCACAAACACACAGGCAACCUUUUAUCUCUAUCUCUCUCUUUUUCUUUUUCAGUCUCUCUUAAUCUUUCUAUUGCUCUCUCUUGUGCUUACAAUUUGUCACAAUCAACACACACACUCUUGUCUUAUUUUCUCAUUUUAAUAGACUGUCUUGACCACGUUGUCAAGUGUCCAACAGUAUUGCUUCUUAGUUUUUUGACCUGCAGUGAUUAACACCACAUCCUCACCAGAUGCCUUUUUACAUGAUUCAGUACUAGCACCAAACAGACCGAUGCAGUUACUGUAAGUAGAUUGGUAGUGUAGUUGUUUUUUUGUUUUUUUCAGUCAAGUUAUAAUUGUGAAGUCAUGCAGUCCCACACUGGUUUUACAAUUUUGACCUACACCAUGGUUUUGGAGCAGAGUUUGUGUUUUUGUCCCUGAUUUAGUAUUGGCUUGCCUAAAAUGUUCUGGAUCACCAAUCUGGAUAUGCACAUAUUGGCAGAGCCUUAACAUUUAGUUUAGUUUUUUAGUAUUUUAGAGAAUGUUAAUUCCCAGUAAUGACUAUUUCAGUAUCUAUCUCUUAUUAUUGGUGUAUCAGUGUUAUUAAUCAUGACAACCAAUAUGUCAGCAAAAUUGUGCAGUAUGUACACUACUACACUUUCCAUAAAUCCCAAUAAUCAUAACAGUUAGAAGCACUCAUUUCCCUCCCUUGUGCUGUAUUGCCCGAAGGAAACCAAAUGAAGAAUUGUGGGACUUUUCUCUACAUCAAUAGUUCUGUAUAGUCUAGUCUAUGUAUUUUACCCCCCAAUAAUGAAACAACAGGCAUGCAUGCAAAAUUGUCAAAUGACUAAUUUAAGAUGCAACAUCUAAUAGUUUUUAGUGUUUUUAGUGGAGCAUGUUAAAUACAUUUUAACUGUAUAUGAAAGAGAAUCUUUUUUGUUGUAUGUAUGCAUGCAUGCUGGUUUGUGUGUGUAUGUGUGUGGCUAUAGUGUGUCCUGGUACUGUUUGCUCACACUGUUCUCUGUGGUCUGUUAAUUUGUACCAGAGAACCUGUGAUCAGCCAAAACUCUAAUAUUCACAUUAGAAGACCUGAGAUUUAUGGAUGUAAAAGUUAGUAUUAUGUAUAUUGUAAAUCUAGUAAUAACUCUCGGUUGUAGAUAUGAAGUCAUUGUCAGGUUACUGACCUGCCGCACACAUACAUAUGCAAAUAGUUAUGUAUAUCUAUGAAUAACUGCUUUAUCGUUGCCAUGUUGUUGUUGUUUUUUUUUUUUUUUUUUUUUACUAAUGUAAAUGCCUAUAUUGCUGAAACCUAACAUAGAAUUAGCCUCCUGCUACUGAAAGAGUAUAGAACAAAUGACCAGGGUCCAAUUUCCUAACAGCGUUAUAGUGUCCAAAAUAAUCCAUUAAUCAUGAAGAUGUUUCUUAUUGGAUGUUUCUUAUUGGACUUGGUGUUUUUACCUAAAAAUAUUGGACUUGGUGCAUAUACCUAAAAAUGGUAUAUUAAGAUUAAUGUAUGAUGUAUUAAACAAUACUUUAGCAGCUGGUCUGGAAAUUUAGUGGCAAAAUCAGCCUGGAUCUGAUACCGUCUUUAAGGUUCAGUGAUGUGGGAUCUGAGCUCAGUGUCUACAUUUCUUUACCAUUGAACAAAUGAAUUGUUCUCAUAUAUAUAUAUAUAUAUAUAUAUAUAAAAUAUAUAUUAAAGAAAUUGUCUUAAAGUCAGAUACAGUUUUCAGAUUAGUUUUUCCUAAUUGUGCUGUUCCUGUCCUGCUUUCAGUGUGCAUGAUAAACACAUUGGAGCUGCAGAUGCAUUCUGUCACUGCUGCUGUUUAUUGUAAGUUUUAAAUGUUAUCAGAUGCUACUGCAAAUUGUUAAAUGCCUUACUGCAGUAAUUCUCAGUUCCAGUUGUGGGAACCCCAUGCGGUUCACAGAGGGUUUUCCUGCUCUAACACACCUGAAAAAAAGGACUUUGAUUUGGUUCAAGUGUAUUAGAGCUUGUGCUUCAAAACUAUGUACAGACAAUGUGGUUCCCCAGACCUGCAGCUGAGAUCCGCUGCCUUGACUAGUAGAGUACAGCACUGCUAUAUUUUUUUUUCAUUUGAAAAUUUAGCAUUGUUUUUUCCUUUCUAAAACUGCUGUUUUGUAAAGUUGAAAAAUGUUCGAACAUAACUACUGCAUCAGUUUACUCCAGUGUGUAUGCAUAUGAUCUGUAUUUCUUCUUUUUAAGAAUCACACAUUUCUAUAUCAAUUUAUAUCAUGUGGUUAGGUGCCAAUAUACAGAACCAGUAUUGUAUAAAUUUAUACUGUACAAUUGUCAAAACCAACAUUUGUAAUUGCUGCAGUUUUUGUUUGUUUUUUGUUUGUUUAUUUUUGUUCUUUUUUUGGUAGAUUUUGUAUGAUAACCUGUAUUUUGUGGCAAUGUCAAUUUAAGAUAUGGAAAUCUGUUAGCUAUACGAUAAAGCAAAAAAUAAAUUUAGGAAAUGAAUGUUU
Messenger RNA from Clarias gariepinus (North African catfish), 3427 nucleotides. RefSeq names its product neurocalcin delta a (gene ncalda). Bases 227 to 808 code for a protein of 193 amino acids. The transcript is spliced from 5 exons. Gene Ontology annotation, biological process: calcium-mediated signaling. Gene Ontology annotation, cellular component: cytosol. Gene Ontology annotation, molecular function: actin binding; tubulin binding; calcium ion binding. NCBI's taxonomy places the organism in Eukaryota, Metazoa, Chordata, Actinopteri, Siluriformes, Clariidae. The record is from RefSeq and is a predicted model, not a curated record.